GCCCAGACCGGCGGGAGAGGGGCCUCGCCGCCCGCCCAGGGCCGUGCCCCCUGCCUGCCACCAGCAAUUCCGCCGAGUAAGGCUGUAAAUUAAUACUGAAACCCCACCGACCCAUAAAGGGGAGAGGGAGAGCAGAACCGCGCACAACAUGGCCACUCUGCUGCGGAAAAUCGGGCUGAUCCGCCUGCACAACCGGGACACGGAGGACCCCAAGCACCACCACCACCGCAGCAGCAGCCAGCAGGGCUCCUCGUUGAGAGGCAGGGGCAACCAGAAGAACAGCAGCAACAAGCCGCAGCCGCAAGGCCCUCCCGCGGGCGGCGGCGGCUGCAGCAGCAGCAGCGAGAGCAGCCCCGGGGGCCACAAGAACAAGAAGGCACCGGAGCUCGCCAAGCAGCCUGCACAGCUGCGCUCGGGGGGCGGCAAGGAGAAGCCGCGGGAGGCGGCCAAGGAGCCCGGCGCCGGUAAGGAGACGGCGCAGCGGCCCGGGUGCGGGUCGGGGCCGGCUCCGCUGGUGCCGCUGCCGUCGGGGUCUGGGCCACUGGCGCCCGCGGGCCGGCAGCAGCACUGCACGCAGGUGCGGACCCGGCGGCUGAUGAAGGAGCUGCAGGACAUCGCGCGGCUCAGCGACCGCUUCAUUUCGGUGGAGCUGGUGGACGAGAGCCUCUUCGACUGGAACGUGAAGCUACACCAGGUGGACAAGGACUCGGUACUGUGGCAGGACAUGAAGGAGACCAAUACGGAGUACAUCCUGCUCAACCUCACCUUCCCCGACAACUUCCCCUUCUCGCCGCCCUUCAUGAGGGUGCUCAGCCCCCGCCUGGAGAAUGGCUAUGUUCUCGACGGUGGAGCCAUCUGCAUGGAGCUGCUCACCCCUCGCGGCUGGUCCAGCGCCUACACCGUAGAGGCCGUCAUGAGGCAGUUUGCAGCCAGCUUGGUCAAGGGGCAGGGCCGUAUCUGCAGAAAAGCUGGCAAAUCAAAAAAGUCCUUCAGUCGAAAGGAGGCAGAAGCAACAUUUAAGAGUUUGGUGAAGACCCAUGAAAAAUAUGGGUGGGUCACCCCACCCGUCUCUGAUGGCUGAUGUUAGCAACCUGCACUUGACAAAAAUGCUGAACAAAAGUACUGUGACAUCUCCUCAGUGCUGUAGUCCGCCCAUCUUUUUCUACUUCAGCUUCAGUUGCGUACCAUGAAUGUCAAGGAGACAUCUAAGUUAUUUAUGAACGGAUGUGUUUACAGAGGGAGAGUAAAAAAAAAAAAAAGGCAAAAAAAAAAGCUGUGUAGGAUCACAUUUCAAGACUGGAGAAUGGUCAUCAUUGAAGUCACGUGGUGAGCGGAUGCUGAGAUUGCGUCAUUUGCCCCCAUACAGCCCACAUUGUCUUCAGCUUCUUUCCAUGACAGCAGCACCAAACAGCAGUACUGAAAAGUCUAUCCGUUACUGCUCAGUUCAUUUAAAUGUAAACGAAACAGUUACUAUUUAAUAGGGAAGCAGUGCAUUGCAGGUACAUGUUUGCUGUGCUGUUUAUCUUUGUCUCCUAGCAGGUCAACAUAACUUGAAGAUUUGUCUUUAUGUGGAACUGUGGUCUGCUGUGACUAAAUUUAGACCUCAUUUGUGCUCUAUAUAUGACCUUUAAUUCAUAAGUGAAACCAGAAUUAAAAUGCUGAAAGGUCCUAGUGUUGAAAAAUUAAGUGGAAUUACCCAACCAGUUACAAUGUGCUAUCUAUGCUGAUUUUGUGAUGUGCUGUUCAGAAAUAAACCAGUGCAGUUAGCUGAAGGUUAGGUGGUUUUUUUAAAAGACAUCCACACCAGGGCUUGGAGUGUUUGGUGGUAGCAGAACCACUGCCCUGUCAGUACCUUCUGCAGUAGCAUGUGGCCUGUCAGUUCUCCAAAAUGGCAAAACAAGCAAAUGGAAAUGGACAAAGCAAUCUUCCAAAAUUAUCUGCUUAAUUUUAAAAUGAUAUGCCAGUUACCAAGUACAAAUUUUCAAGGCAAAUGGGACUUGGUUUGUAAGAUGAUUUGCAUGACUGGAAUUUUCUUUAUUUCCUUUUUUUUUGUUUUCCACUCAAUAGGCAUUGUAGGUACUGUAUAUAAAUGUCCUAUUAUUUAAUCAUUAAGAUUUAAGUUUUCUGGUAAUCAAAUUGAAAAAAAACAAAA
Dryobates pubescens (Downy woodpecker) is the source of this 2152-nucleotide messenger RNA. RefSeq names its product ubiquitin conjugating enzyme E2 Q family like 1 (gene UBE2QL1). The record is from RefSeq and is a predicted model, not a curated record. The transcript has 2 exons. NCBI's taxonomy places the organism in Eukaryota, Metazoa, Chordata, Aves, Piciformes, Picidae. Bases 149 to 1081 code for a protein of 310 amino acids.